AUGCCAAAAUUCGAAUAAAAUGCUUUUAUUGAAUUUGAAGAUAUAAUGGAAAUAGUUAUCCAUGAAAUAACUCAUAUAUUAGGUUUUAGCGAUUAUGAUAUACCUUAAUGGAUACUUCCUAAGGAAACUACUCAUGCUUUUGUUAAAAAAUAAAUAAAGGGAGUUGAUACUUUAUUUCUCAAAACUCCUAAUGUUUUGAGGUAUGCUCGAGAAUAUUUUAAUUGUCCUAUCUUAGAAGGUAUGCCUCUUUAAGGCGAAAAUUCUAAAAAUUCUCAUUGGCCAAACACAAUUCUCCAAAACGAAUAUAUGAAUACAUCCGUAUCAUUUACUUAGGCCUAUUUUAGUAGUUUUACAGCCAAUCUUUUAAGAGACACAGGUUACUAUGCUGAAAUAAAUGCAUCUAUGGAAGAAUAAAUGUUUUAUGGAAAAGGAAAAGGCUGUGAAUACGUUAUGCAUAAAUGUGAUACUGCUUUUAGAGAAUAUUGUAAUCCUUAAACCGAUGUUGGAUUAUGUGAUUUUUACCACCAUGGAUUUUCUAAUUGUAAAACUGGUUUAUAUAAUAUGUCUAAUUGCAAUAAUUUAUUUACCUACGAUAAUGGAAAAUGCUGGGAUGUUAACAGUGAAUAUAACACAGAAACUUUUAGAAAAUAAAAUGGAACUAAAUAUGGGACUGAUUCGAGAUGUUUUAACGGAAACUUAUUGAGUAAAAAAUACAAAAAAAAUGAAAAAAUUCAGGGUAAUUGUUAUUAAUAUGAAUGUAAUCCUAAUGGAUAAUAAGUCACUAUAUAGGUAGAUUAAGUAAAACUCAUUUGUACAAAAAAUUCAGAAUAAAAAACAGUAGAUAGUUAUCAUGGAUAUAUUUAAUGCCCAUAAAAUAUACAAGAAUUUUGUGGGUUUAAAAAAAUAUGUCCAAAUUUCUGUAGCGCAAAUGGAAUUUGCUUAAAAAAUUAAUGUAUUUGUGUUGAAGGAUUUAUUGGAAAAGAUUGUUCUAGUGUAAAAACUAAAUGA
This is a messenger RNA of Ichthyophthirius multifiliis, 1008 nucleotides long. RefSeq names its product leishmanolysin family protein, putative. Gene Ontology annotation, molecular function: metalloendopeptidase activity. The transcript has a single exon. The record is from RefSeq and is a predicted model, not a curated record. Gene Ontology annotation, biological process: cell adhesion; proteolysis. Gene Ontology annotation, cellular component: membrane; cytoplasm. NCBI's taxonomy places the organism in Eukaryota, Ciliophora, Oligohymenophorea, Hymenostomatida.